This is a messenger RNA of Polistes dominula (European paper wasp), 1985 nucleotides long. Its product is annotated as progestin and adipoQ receptor family member 3. Lineage: Eukaryota; Metazoa; Arthropoda; Insecta; Hymenoptera; Vespidae. Gene Ontology annotation, cellular component: membrane. Gene Ontology annotation, molecular function: signaling receptor activity. The record is from RefSeq and is a predicted model, not a curated record.
UCGUCGAAUAUGAUUCCGAAAGUAACUUCGCAAGAGUUCACCCUUCCGUUUGGUUCGUUCGUCCAUUGGUCGAUGAUCGUGCGAGGCUUCGCGCUUUUCUCUCGCGUCGAUUCAGUCUCAGUGCCGAGCACGACGCGAUCGGUACACCGUUUAGGCGUGUUUAAGCGGCUUCCUAUAGAAACUGGGAGAGAGAGAGAGAGAGAGAGAGAGAGAGAGAGAGAGAGGGAUAGAGAAAGGGAGAGAGAGAGAGAGUAGAUUGAACAAAAUGUGUUAAUUUAUUAUAUUUGUGAACGAGUCUUCAAUCAUACGAGUUCUUCUUUCCGCAAUUUUUUAACAGGCACAAUUAUAUUUUUUUUUUUAUCUACACCAAGAGAGAAAUAAACACAAAUCGGCCAUUCCUAUGAUGAAAUUACUGGCAGGUGUGGAGAAGGUGAACGAAUCGAUCGAGGACGAGUCAUCUAAAGAAAAACCACAUAAUAAUAAUGAAAUCGAUACGAUACAGGAUCAUCUUCAGGCUCUCGUCAGGAAGUGCGAUCACGUUCCGACGGAUUCAUCGAUCAAGAGAGAAGUAUUAAUGAACAAUAAUGAAACCAAAUUGAGACGAUUGCUAUCAUUCAAAGAUGCACCAGAAUAUCUUAGACACAAUCCGUAUAUACUUAAUGGUUAUCGAGGAUAUUUAACUACAAAAUUAUGCGUGGAAAGUAUAUUUUGGUGGACGAACGAGACGAUCAACAUAUGGAGUCACAUUUUUGGAUGGAUGUUAUUUUUCGGUUUAACCCUGUACGAUCUUUGCUUGUUAAAUAUUCACGCACCUUUCGGAGACAAAAUUAUAGUAGCUUUACUAUUAAUCUGCUUCCAGGUAUGCAUGAUAUUAUCGUCAGUAUACCAUACGUUCUCCUGUCGAAGUGAACAAGAUUAUUGGUGUUUUUUAUCUUUUGAUCUUUUCGGUAUAGCUUUAAGUCUCCUAUCGAUUUACAUGUCUGGUGUUUACUAUGCCUUUUGGUGUCACAAGGAUUUGCAACAAUUUUAUUUGGUGACAGUCCUAGUGAUAUUUCUGUUCGCUAUGGUACUGCAGAUACCAAAGUUGAAUGUAAACGGAAACGUCAAGUUGAUCGUAUUCGUAGCUUGGGCAGUUUAUGGAGUUCUGCCAACACUGCAUUGGAGUAUAGCAAUGGGUGGUAUGGACAAUCCGAUCGUUAGACUGCUACUACCAAGGGUCCUUGGGAUGUAUGCCAUUAGUGGUUUAGCUUUUGUAAUAUAUUUGACAAAGAUACCCGAACGUUUAAUUCCUGGUUGGGUCGAUUACGUUGGUUCGUCUCAUCAAUGGUGGCACGCGCUGGUCGUGUUGGCACUUUACUAUUGGCACAAUACUGGUAUGUUGUAUGUCGAAUACAGGAUGAACCACGGGUGUCCAGCUAAUAUGAGAUUAUGACAUACGGAUAACGACGAUCAGUCUGCACCACGCUUCAAUAUGGAGUGUGCUUGCGCAAUGGAGAUGAACUUAGCUUGGCUUGGCUUGCAAAAGCAAUUGUCCCCAUACCAAUUUGCUGAGGGUAUAGCGAGUGUCUGCUUCCUGGAGAACCCUUUCAAGAUUUACAUGAAAGAAUAGAUGAGAAAGACAAAAAGACAAAAGAACAGAUAAAGUAAAAGUGAAUUAAAUAAAAGGGUAGAAGAAAGGUCGACGAGAAAAAAUCGGUUUUUUUUUUUUUUUUUCCUUGAAAGAAGGACUACUCGCAGGGAUAUCGAAUUUGUGAGUCAAAGAGAUAGUAAAUAGAUAGAUAAAUAGGUAGGUGAAAGAGGAAAAAGCGUGUAUGAGACUGAACGUCGGAAAAAAAUAAUUCUCUAAAUAUAAUAUAAUAGACGGUAAGCAGUACUAUAUUGUUGAAAGACGAAAAAAAGGCUGACAAAGUUUGCGAUUUGUGCUUAUCGAUGAACUGGGUUGGAAUUUUUUAUACGAAUGCGCGAUUAUUAUUUCAAUGAAAGGA